Molecule: messenger RNA, 753 nt
Organism: Symbiodinium necroappetens
Lineage: Eukaryota; Dinophyceae; Suessiales; Symbiodiniaceae
Source: the annotation of a GenBank genome assembly
AUGACUGAUCUGCUGGACCGACCAAUUCCGCACCCGUGCCCACGAAAGUUGCACCACCCUGGAGAAAACUGCCGCUGUGCAGAGCGACUCAAGCUCCUCGUGCCUCACGGUCAUUCGCGUUCGGCAGACCUGGGCUCCGUUCACUGCGCGCGCCUUCAGAACCUGAAGUGGCGGCUCACGGCGAGAUGCUUCAGAGAAAGCUCGGCUGAGCUGAGGUUGCCAGCCUCUCUCCGAAACCUCGCUGAUGAUCACAAGGGAGAUGCCGCAUGCAAAUCCCUGCGGCCGCUAUCGCCUGAUAAGAAGAGACCGGCCCGAAGCGUCAUCCACAGGAGAGGCCGCAUGUCUGCCAGAGCUGGUUCUCCAGAGGUCAUUGACUUUGCCUUCGCUUCGCCUGGCUCCUCGGGCUCCUCAGCGAAAAGCUGUCGGACGCCGCGGUGUGUGAAGUUCAACGAGGCGCUGAACUGUGAAGUGCCAGUUUUGGCGGUGAAGGCACAUGGCCACGAGGAAAAAAUGUUUCCAAGAAUACUGAGCUCGGUUGAUGUGACCGGCAAGAAGGAGAUGCUUGCCCGACGCAAUCUUCGAGCGAUGACGCAGAAUCACCGAAGCUCUGGUGCACAGCGGAUUGAUUUGAGGGGUGAAGACACAGUUGGUUCAUGCUGCUCCCCUCCCUCCCCUCUUCUCCCUUCCGCCCCUACCGUCUCCUCUGAACUCCCCUCCCCUCCCCUCCCCUCCCCCCCCCGUCCCCUCCCCUGA